Miscanthus lutarioriparius is the source of this 546-nucleotide messenger RNA. Lineage: Eukaryota; Viridiplantae; Streptophyta; Magnoliopsida; Poales; Poaceae. The record is from the annotation of a GenBank genome assembly.
AUGACUGGGCUGUUAAAGAAGAGCAAGGAGUGCCACAAGAUCGCUGGUGCCAUUGAGAAGAUCAGGAAAAAUCUCCAGGAGGUGACAGACCGGCGUGGUAGAUUCACCGUCGACAGCAUCGUGGCCAAGCCUGCAGCAUCAUUGCGGACUGUUGAUCCUCGCCUUACUGCUAUGUACAGAGAAGCGUCACAGAUCAUUGGCAUCGACAAGUCAAGGGCUGAUCUUAUAUCCAUGCUGUCGCCCAACGAGAAUGACGAGUCCAACCAGAAGAUGAAGAUUGUUACUGUUGUGGGAGUUGGUGGGCUUGGCAAAACUACUCUUGCCAAGGCAGUGUUUGAUCAGCUUAAAUCUCUAUUUGGUUAUGGGGCUUUUGUUCCGCUUGGCCAAGAUCCAGACGUGAAUAAAGUCUUCCGGGACAUUCUUAUAGAUCUUGACAAGAAAAAAUAUACAGAUUUGAAAUGCACAAUGUUGGAUGAAAGGCAGCUCAUCAACAAGCUCCAUGAUUUCCUUCGAGCAAAGAGGUACGAAAGAAUACGCACCCAAUGA